AUGCAAGAGCUUGAAGACUGCGUUGACCAGUGUUGCGUUGGCGUAUGUGAUGUGGGUGGGCGGAAGGUUGAGCAUUUGUUGAGUAAUAUUGAGGGGCUUUGGGUUGAUUUGUCGGAUGAGGAUCUGAAGGAGAUUGAAGCGGCUUAUGAGUUUGAUAUUGGGUUCCCGAUGAACUUUUUGCUCUGGGGGGAUGUGGUUAAGGAGGCACAUCCUGUGAAUUCGUUUUUGAAUACUGGGGGUAAGUUUGAUUAUCCUGAUUUGCUGCGUGGGCCUAGGCCGAAGAUGAUGGAUGCUUGA
This is a messenger RNA of Penicillium verrucosum, 297 nucleotides long. RefSeq lists its product as uncharacterized. The record is from RefSeq and is a predicted model, not a curated record. Lineage: Eukaryota; Fungi; Ascomycota; Eurotiomycetes; Eurotiales; Aspergillaceae. The transcript has a single exon. The coding region runs from base 1 to 297 and encodes 98 amino acids.